Molecule: messenger RNA, 4275 nt
Organism: Adineta ricciae
Lineage: Eukaryota; Metazoa; Rotifera; Eurotatoria; Adinetida; Adinetidae
Source: the annotation of a GenBank genome assembly
AUGAAAUCCAUAAUACACAUCACGUUCUAUUCAGUUUGUUAUGUCUACUCGCUGAUAGUGACACUACAUAGAUCCUUCGUAUUCUUUUCUUGGCUGACGAUCAUGAACGAUGAGAAUGAUUUCUACGAGAUAGAUCAAACUAGUUUCAGAUUAAUCUUUCGUGGCGAUUUAAAUACUUGUUGGUAUAUACUGUUAUCCGGCUCCGUUUUUAUCGAGUCAACGAUGUAUCUACCACGUGCCAGUUUCGGUAAACGAACUCCGGCGAAUCCCUAUCGACUAAAUGAAUGUGUUAUCCUCGAACCAUCCGAACUACUUGUUAUUGAUUAUCCAUCCGUGGAAACAAAAGAAUCAUUAAUGAGAAUUGAACAUCAAGAACAAGAUCAAUCUAUUAUUGAUGACGAAGAUCAACUUCGAACAAUGACACUAAAUCGAAAGAAAAGUUCACGUAUUCGACAACGUUCUAUAACAGUCACCAAUUCGAAUGAUAUCCAUUCGUCGAUGAUACGUAGUUCGCAUUCGCGUGCAAGUGAUACAUCAAGUGCAUAUUCAGGCUCGGAUAUCAUGCAAUCAUCGACAAAUGGUGAUGACUGUCUAAUGAUAAAUAAUGAAACUGAUGACGAAUCAGAAGGAUCAUCCGAACAUUCAUUUCCAAUCCAUGAUCACAUACGAGAAGUGUUGACAAAAGAAGCCAAUGAACGAACUGAUGACGAUAUCGAAGCAAUCUUAGAAUUUCUUCAUCACUUUCCAGUAAGUUAUAUUUGGCUCAAUUAUAUCGAUUUCGAUUUUCUUCCUCAGGCAUUUGCUGAUUUGACUCUACACGUUCGCCGCGAACUAUGUAAAGUACUUGUUUACGCUCAAGUUGAAAAAGCACAAACGGUAGUGAUGAAUGACGGCGAACGAUACGAUUCGUGGUCAGUUAUCAUCAAUGGAAUCAUUGAUGAUGAAACUAUUACGGGUGAACCAAUACGAACAUUAACUGUUGGACAAAGUUUUGGAUGUGGUCCUACACUGGAUCAAUAUUGUCAUAAAGGUAUUAUGAAAACACGUGUUGAUGAUUGUCAAUUUGUUGUCGUGGCACAAAAUGAUUAUUAUGCAAUAUUGAAUCAAGGUGAAAAAGAUGUUCGAAAAAUUGAAGAGAACGGUAAAAUUGUGAUGAUGAAAGAAAAACGUAUUGAUGAUGACGAACAUCGAAUGCCUCGAGAAAUUGUCAUCAAGGCAACCGUUGAAAAAUUACUUGAUUUACUCGCUGACGAACGUCAAUUACUUGAUGAUCCGACUUUUGUUGAAGAUUUUCUUCUUACUUAUCGAACAUUUCUCCACGAUCCAACGAUCGUAUUGAAUAAAUUACUUGAAUGUUUCCAGAAAAGCAAUAAUUUAGCAAUCUGUGAACAUGUCUCGCGUGUUAUUCUAUCAUGGGUUAACAAUCACUACAAUGAUUUCGAAUCCAACGCACAAUUAAAUGAAUUUCUCGAAAAAUUCGAUGACGAACUCCAACAUCACGACGGAGAAGGUAUGCGAUCAUGGAAAUACCUACUCAAUUUGGCUUGUUUUACACGAGCGAGUGUACGAACCAUAACGCUAACGCGUUCGACGCGUGAUGAUGUAUUGAAUUUUAAUAUACUUGGCGGUAGCGACACAGUAACACAUAACGGAAUCUUCGUAUCGAAGGUUGAAUGUCAUUCGAAAGCGUAUGAAGCCGGUUUACGUCGAGGUGAUCAAAUUCUCAAUGUCAAUGGUCAACCCUUUGAUUAUUUAACUCAUGCUCGAGCAUUGGAAAUCCUUCGUGGUUCAACCCAUUUGUCAUUGACAGUUAAAAACAAUAUGAUGGGUUUCAAUGAAAUCAUCAAUCCAGAAAAAUCACCCGUUCGGAAGAAACGUCAUGACAUUUCAUUAUAUGAACAAGAAAUUCGAAAUAAACUAAACGGUUCAUCACCAAUACGUUCCCAUUCCACAACAACAUCACCUAUUCUACCAAUGAGUCCAACUGAAACUUAUCAUCAUCAGGCGCGAUCACCGUUGACAACAAUCGUUACUCCCACAAAAAAUAUACCAAGCAAUGCCGACAAAUCUAAGCCUCGUCCACUAACAAAACGUAUGGGCUUGAAACGUGCUGUAAUGCAAAAAUUGAAAAUUACAAAAAAUAACAGCGAGUUUGACAUCAAUGGAACGGAUAAUGUACUGGAUUCCAGUGUUUCGUCAUUGUCCAAUUCAAAUAAAAGCCUUAACCGAAGUUCAAGUAAUCCAGACUUAUCAUCGUCGUCGAUUAGUAACAAAUCAAUUACAUCAUCGACAUCAACAUUCAGUGGAACAAUCACUGAUGAAGAUAAUCUUACAUUUGUUGUCAAAGUCUAUCGUAGUGAUCAAUCUUUUAAAUACUUUCCUGUACUUAAAGGCACAACAGCCAAACAACUUGUCAUGUUGGCAAUCACGGAAUUCAGUAUUGUUGAUCAAAGCAGCUAUGCACCCUCUUCUGUAGAAUUUGAUCGGCUGCGGUAUUAUUCGCUAUGUGAAGUCUCCGUCGAGAAUAAUGUGAUCAAACAAAAGCGUUUACCUGACAAUAUCGACAACCUUCCCGAGCGUCUUCCAAUCAAUGCUCGCUAUUAUCUAAAAAACAACCAUUUAACUGAAACACUUGUUCCAGAUCAUCUAUCGAAUGAAUUAAUACGCGAAGCCCGUAUUCAUUUUUUACAAUUGGAUUCAUUGGAAAUCUGCGCUCAGUUGACAUUACGAGAUUUUGCAAUCUUCAAAUCCAUUUUACCUACUGAAUAUAUUGAUCAUGUUUUCAAGUUGAAAUCCGCGUAUGGGAUACCACAUCUCGAGAAAUUCCUUCGACUACCCAAUCAGGAGAUGUACUGGACGAUCACGGAGAUUAUACGUGAAACAAAUCUUAUUCAAAGAUCGAAAAUCGUGAAACAUUUCAUCAAAAUCGCAAAAUGUUGUAAAGACAUGAAAAAUUUUAAUUCGAUGUUUGCAAUUAUCAGUGGACUCGAUCAUAAAACUGUACAACGACUGCAAGCAACAUGGGAACGUGUACCGGAGAAGUACAAGAAAUUAUUUGAAGAACUCAAAUCUUUACUUGAUAUAUCUCGUAAUAUGUCAGUUUAUCGAAAUCUAUUGAAGAAUGAAUUCGUCGUACCGCCGAUAAUCCCCAUGUUUCCAGUGUGUAUGAAGGAUUUGACUUUCAUCCAUUUAGGAAAUCAAACUCAGGAUAAUGAUCUGAUUAAUUUUGAAAAGCUCCGUAUGAUCGCAAAAGAAAUUCGAUAUAUCGUUAAUAUGUCUUCAUCACCUUAUGAUAUUUCGAACAUGUUUGAUUCCCCGACGUCGCAUUCUCAAAUUUUUGCCGGUUUUGGACAUCAAUCAACAAUGGAUUCGUAUGGAACGAUACGAAGAAAUCAGACUGGCAUGCGCCUAUCGGUUGCUGCUAAUGCUAAACGGAUCUACGAUGAAGCAUUAAUGGUGAAAAAAGUGAAAACAUACUUGAACAAUGCCGAAAUCAUUGAAGAUGAAGAUCGUCUACUUGAAUUAGCGAACCAAUGUGAACCUGUAAGUACACUUAAACGCCGUCCAUCACCAUCAACUUCCAGUUUAUCUUCGAAUUCAUCUUGUGAUCGCCGUGGAGGAUCAGUUCAAUUGACCAAAUUUGAAAGUUAUUCAGGUAGUACACAAUCUCCCGAUGCAGUGAAUAAAUUACUUCGGCUAUCAGAUAGCAAUCAUCAAAUAAAAUCUCGAGCUCCACAAAAGACGACGCCUAUACUUCGAAGCACAUCACCUUUGAUAAAUAAUUCCGUGACCUUGACUGGAUUAACAUCGACUAGCGAAUUAACGCAACGCCGUUAUCAUCAAGUGGCGAAAAUGCGCGAUGCGAAUAAGCUAACAAGCGAAAGUUCCAGUCUGAACUUGAAACCAGCAUCAUCGGUCUUGUAUAUUCGAUCACAUCUCAAAAUCGACAAUCCAAUCAAUAAUGAAUUAUUGAAAAAUGGCCAUUCAGACGACAAUAUUCUGAAAUCAAGUGAGACAUCUAUGCUUGGUCACUGUAAUGAGAAAUCAACAGCUAACUUAGUUGGUGAUGGAUAUUCAAUGAUGACGAAUCGAAAUCGAAUUGUAUUACCACAAAUGAAUUCCGAAAUAAACUCUGCUGUUAUUGUUGAUGAGGAUGUCCAUGGAUCGAUACUUACACGCACUUGGUUGCAACGUUCCAAAUCUCACACUGAAGUAACUCUUGAUCAAGAAUCAUCUGUCGAUUAUGACGAUCAAGAACAAGUAACAGCCGUUUAA